ACUGCAAGUGCGUGUUCCAGUCGUUCUGGGCUAGCUUUCCUAUUCGUUCGUUGCAGCAGUCUCGUAGAUGCCGUAGUUGUGCAAACUACAUGGACAAUAACAGACACCUGGAAAAGCGGCUCUGCCGAGCACGAGAAGACAAGUGCACGAUACGUCAACGGGAAUCUGCCGGUAUAAAACCCUAUACCUAAAAGAACGGCUUCAUUUGAAACACCAAGGGUCGAAUUCCUAAAUAAUUUCUAAAACAGGAACUAAGUAACAACUAAGCCUUGCAGUGAGCCAUAAACAGCGAUCGGCGGGAAUGGCUUCAUCUCCUUGCGGUAGCAGUAACUUUGAUUGUGGGCUUGAAAUCAAAACUCGUUCGGUGGAACAAACACUUAUUCCUCUGGUCUCGCAGAUCACCACGCUGAUCAAUCACAAAGACAAGCCAAAGAAGUCGGAGAAGACUCUGUGCGCCAUCCAGAGAGUGGGCCAGGCGGUCAGCGCUGCCGUGGGCCGAUUCGUCUCCGUCGGAGAGGCCAUCGCCACGGAGAAUGAGGAGCUGAAGGAAGAGAUGGGCCUGGCCUGCUUGGAGGCACGGAGGGCAGGAAAUGCCAUUGCCCAGCUGACUGAAGUGAGUAGCCUGGAACAGCCGGAGUCGGACGGGCGCGGCACUGUGUUCAGCGACCGCACUGGCAUGGUGAGGGCGGCUCGCAUGCUCCUGUCCUCCGUCACCAAAGUCCUGGUGCUGGCGGACCGCAUCGUCAUCAAACAGAUCAUCACCUCGCGCAACAAGGUACUGCUGACCCUGGACCAGCUGGAGCGGGUAACCACCUUCCAGGAGUUUGUACAGAUUUUCAGCCAGUUUGGCAACGAGAUGGUGGAGUUUGCCCAUCUGACAGGAGAUCGACAGAAUGACCUGAAGGACGAGAAGAAGAAGGCGCGGAUGGCGGCGGCCCGGGCCGUGCUGGAGAAGUGCACAAUGAUGCUCCUCACGGCAUCCAAGACAUGCCUCAGACACCCCGACUGUGAGUCUGCGCGCAUCAACAAGGACGCCGUGUUCCACCGCAUGCGUUACGCCCUGGAGCAGGUUAUCGAGAUUGUGACGGAUUCCAGGCCCGCCGGGGAAGCCCAGUCGGUCCUGCCCGCCAGCCUCUAUACAGGGAUUAAAGACUUUAAGGGUAAGGUGGAGAGUCUGCGGGACUCUCUGUACCAUGUGCCUGUGGAGAGUUUAUCAGCACAGCUGGAGGCCCUGGUGGAGCAGAUGGAGGACUUCACUGACUCGGCCUACACCCAUCAUGAGCAGCGCGAGGGACUGCUGCAGCUCUGCAGCCUCGCCCGCCAGGACACACACGCCCUCAUCGCAGCCUGGACACAAGCGCAAUCUGCCAAAGCCAAAGAAGCACCAGAGGAAGUGGAGCUGGCCAUUCUGAAAACCUGUCAAAGUGUCGGCGAACUUCGGAAAGAGCUCCAGAAGAUAGCGGUAGGCCGGGCCACGGAGCUGCUGAAGCACCACUCGGAGCACCUGGCCCUGCAGGCCCUGAAGGCAGCGGGCGGCGAGGGCAACCUGGAGGCUGUGGCCGAGUACGCCCGCACCCUGUCCGAGCAGAAGGAGCAGCUGGUGGAGACAUGUCGGCUGUUGUGUCACGUGUCUGGCACGGAGCCGCUGGAGAUCACCUGCAUCCACGCAGAGGAGACCUUCCACGUCAUCGGCCCCCAGAUCGUCUCGGCUGCUCAGACCCUGGCCCUCCACCCCUCCAGCAAGAUAGCCAAAGAGAACCUGGACGUCUUCUGUGAGGCCUGGGAGUCCCAGCUGUGCGACAUGGCCCUCCUGCUCCGAGAGAUCAGUGACGUGUUUGACGGCCGCAGAGGUACCACUCACUCACCAUCUCUUACCUCGGAGAUUAGUGCCAGUUCAACAGGUGAUAAGAAAGCCUACUUGUCACUACCCAGACCUGGGAAACAUUCAACCAACCUAAAGACUGCAAAAGCUGGUAAACUUGAUUCUGAGGAGCAGAGCACUAUAGCCAAGCUUGGCCUGGAGCUCCGUCUGCUGACCUCGGACGUGGACUCCGAGGUGGAGCGAUGGGAGGACCAGGAACACGACAUCGCCCGUCAGAGCCAAAGCAUUUCUAGUAUGGCGUACUCCAUGUACCUCUUCACCAGAGGAGAAGGGCUGCUAAAGACGACACUGGACUUGUUCCACCAGGCAGAGAUGCUCUCUGAGCAGGGACUCCAGUUGUGUUCGCACCUGCACACAUUCUCUACACAGCUGCUGGAUGAGGAGAAAGGCGUGAUCCUGUCUGAGACGGAGAAGCUUGCAGCCUCGUGUCAACAGCUCCAGAUGGGGGCGAAGACUCCUGUCCAGGGGAAGAGCGCCACCUUUCAGAAGGUGGAAUCAUCGAUACAAAACACCAAAGGCGUUAUGACUGUGGUGGUCUUCCUUUUGCCAGUCUGUAAUAAGCUCUUAAGAAAGUCCAAGUCAGAGAGGAGCAGCCUAGAAUCACCACAGAACUGGAGAGACAAGCAGCUGCCAACGGCGGUCAGGGAGGACGCAGUCAACGGCAAGAGCAGCAACGGCUUCGGGGUGAAGUCCCUGGAGCAGCACAUGGCCAGCCUCACCUUCCUGGAGAGCAAAUAGCCCCUGUGAAACACCCCACCCCAGCCCACGACACACACACACACACCCCGCUCCACUCUAAGAUGCCACACCCCUGACGAGUCCUUUUCACAAGACCUUCUGGAGCAACUGUCUUACUGGGCAGACAGGAAGAAAAUGCAUACACACACACGCACACACAAACGCACACACACACACACAAACACACUCGCACACGCACACACACCAGAUUGCAGUGCACUUGCUCACGGCGUGCCUCCUGCUGUAGUGACAUUAAUUUGCUUUGUGGUGCGCAGAACUUCAUGACCUGUUUGCCUCAUUUUACAAACACACACACACACACACACACAGAAAACAUCAUUCAGUCUGUGCAUGUCUUUCUGUAAAAGCAAGCCUCUUGUUUACUGUCGUCAUGCAAAAAGAAAAAAAGGUGUACUUUCAACCUCAUAGGUGUGACUGUGCUUCUCAUCAUGACAACUUUGCUGAAAAAAAAUGUUAUCCUCAGAUCCCUGUGCUGCAAUGCAAAUGAGAGCGGCCUUCGAGACAUUUUAGACACACACUAAUUUAUCUGCCUCACUGUUGCCAAAUAUGUAUAUUAAAUUGGUCAAUCAUCAGUAGGUGCACUUGGCUUACUAAUAGUCUAUAAUAUUAACUCCCCGUGCUUCCCAACAGCUAAAUGGGGAAUGAUUUUGAAUAAUUGCCUUUUAAAUGUCUGGUCAUCAGAGUACGAUUAAAAAAAAUAUAUAUUUUCGAAAAAAAAAAAAAAAAAAAGAAUAAUAAUUCUGAAGAAUGUGUAUCUUUGCCACAACAGUACGGUGACCGUGUUUCAUUGCAGGGACACCAGUCCCUUUUAAAUGUACUCGUUAUAUGGAUUCCCAGUACGGACUGCCAUGUAGACCACUGUGAUGCAUAUUGUUGUUGUACUUGAAACAUAAAAAGAUGUCUAUGGAAAUGAUGUUUGUUACUUUAAAAGAAUAUUCAAAAAAGGUUAGAAUGAAGACAGGAAAAAAAGCUUUAGAGUUGAUAAUGUGUGCAGCUAUGAAACUGAGUAAACCUCUCAGAUGAAAAGUGCUAGUUUUGGACCAUCAAUCCUUUUGACAGUUUGAAUGAUUGCUAAGCCAACAGAAGAAAAAAAAUCGAAAUAUAUACCUUAUUUUUCUUAAAGUAUGGAUGAUUGUCAUUUAUUUAUGUAUUCUCACCAACAAAAAAUAAAUAUUCUGCUGUACAAUGUUGCCUGUCUUGGAUGAGCCGAGAAUGAAUAUGUAAGUCUGAACGUAACAACCAUUUUGAGUAAGCACAAGCUUUUAUCUUUUUUGAUGACCUCCAUCGCACACUUUAAAGAACUCGUAAAGAAAAAAAGGUCUGGACAAGCAACAUCUUCUCAUUAAAUACAUUUGACAAGUAUCCAUGUAAAAUUGACAAGCUUUUAAUUUGAUCAACCAAAAAAAAAAAGAAAUAA
Molecule: messenger RNA, 4058 nt
Organism: Clupea harengus (Atlantic herring)
Lineage: Eukaryota; Metazoa; Chordata; Actinopteri; Clupeiformes; Clupeidae
Gene: ctnnal1
Product: catenin alpha like 1
Biological process (GO): Rho protein signal transduction; cell adhesion
Molecular function (GO): actin filament binding; cadherin binding
Source: RefSeq, a predicted model, not a curated record